Molecule: messenger RNA, 1744 nt
Organism: Pezoporus flaviventris
Lineage: Eukaryota; Metazoa; Chordata; Aves; Psittaciformes; Psittacidae
Gene: CCDC65
Product: coiled-coil domain containing 65
Exons: 8
Coding region: 81-1568 (495 amino acids)
Biological process (GO): axonemal dynein complex assembly; regulation of cilium movement; cilium-dependent cell motility
Cellular component (GO): axonemal dynein complex; axoneme
Source: RefSeq, a predicted model, not a curated record
GUUAGAGGGGACCCCAACGGGGAGGAGAUGGGGGGGGCCGGGACCUCCCGCCUCACCCCGUGCGCCCGGGCACAGCCGCCAUGGCCGGGAAGCGCCGCUCCCGGGCAGCAGUCGCCGUGUCGGCGGACGACAAGCUCCUGCUGCUUCAGAGCCAAGCGCUGGCCGAGGAGGAGGCGGCCAAGAGGAAGGGGGAGAUGCUCACCCGGUUCCUGAAGCACAAGCUGGCCCAGGAGGAGCAGAGCAGCGCCCUGAGCCUGCACAAGCUCCACGAGCAAUGGAGGGCGGUGCUGCGGGAGGCCAAGACCUCGGAGCUGCGCCGGGAUGUGCAUGUCCUCAGCCGGGCCUUCGCACGGGUCAUGGACUGCAAGGACGGCGUCAUCGAGGCCCUGGCCGCAGACCUGGAGGAGGCGGAGGAGCAGCACGGCCGAGCCCUGCGCAGCCACUUGCUCAAUAUGGACCGGCUGCUGCAGCUGCAGCGCUGCCGCCUGGCGUGCCUGGAGGACGGGUACCGGGCCCACCUCCAGGCCAUGCAGGCUGCCUUCGAGGAGGAGAGGAGAACCAUCGUGGAGCAGCAUGAGCGGGAACGCUGCUACCUGCAGGACGUGGCGCUGGGCACGGAGCAGAAUCAGGCCAAGAACGACUUGGACAUCACGCUGAAAUUCCAGAGUUCCCUGGACGACAUCAAAAACGAGAGUCUGCAGGAGAAGCAGUACACCCGCCUGCAGAUUGGGGCAAAGCUGGAGGAGCUCUGGAAGCAGGUCCAAAGCACCCUGCAGGGCUAUGCCGAGGCCACCGAGCAGCAGAGGGUAGCUUUCGAGGUGCUCAAGCAGAAGGACGAGAAGAGCUCCAGGGAGGUGGAGACGCAGACGAAGAAGCUGCAGAAGCUGCAGGGCUCGAUCACAGCCAUCAGGAGCCGACUUGUGGCUCUCAUCCAGGAGAGCGAGGAGCAGAACCGGCGCAUGCGGGAGGAGAAGGAGAAGGUCCUCGGGCAGCUCCGGGAGCUCAGGACUGAGAUGAACCAGAUGGGCACUGAUGCCCACGACAGCCUCCUCAGACUCACCCUGCAGAGCGGUGCUGCCCUCAAGGCGCUGGCACGGGUGACAGAGAAGGCCCAGCACAUCUUGCGCCUGGCCGAGAUGUGCCGCAGGAUGGAGACGGAGGAGGAGAAGGUGCUGCCCUUUUACCCAUCUUCGCUGGAGGAGGAGGAGGAGGAAGAUGCCCGGCAAGUCCUCCAGGAGACACCAGUGGAGGCACUGGCCUGGGCCGUGCAGGACUACGCCGGGCUGGAGCGCUUCUGGCAGCGCUUCAACAAGGCGAAGCUGGAGGAGCAGGCGCUGGAGCAGCAGAGGGCGGCGCUGAGCCGCAGGAACCGGCGCCUGCGGGACCUGCUCCGGCAGUACCUGGACGGGAUCUCCAUCCCGCAGGAGGUGCUGAGCGAGCCCAACCCGCUCCUCGCCGUCAAGCACAAGAGCUGCAUCCCCAGGGCCCUGCCCCACACCGGCGGUAACUGCGCUGUGCAUCCCAAGACCCACCUUCAGCCCAUCCAUGGCUCCACCAGCACUGCCUGAGACCCCCCAGUGCAGCCCCGGACACUGCAGUGACUGGGACAGCCUGGAGGUGCCAUAAAGGAGCUAAAUUGCACACAAAACUGUGCUCCGGGGUCUUAUUUCUGAAAUAAGCUGAGCUUUGGUGUGGGUCUGUCACCUCCCGCUUGUGUUCAAGGUGUCUCUGCACCUCAGAGCCG